Brassica oleracea var. oleracea is the source of this 851-nucleotide messenger RNA. Its product is annotated as actin-depolymerizing factor 3-like. Gene Ontology annotation, cellular component: cytoplasm; actin cytoskeleton. Gene Ontology annotation, molecular function: actin filament binding. The transcript is spliced from 3 exons. The coding region runs from base 183 to 602 and encodes 139 amino acids. The record is from RefSeq and is a predicted model, not a curated record. Lineage: Eukaryota; Viridiplantae; Streptophyta; Magnoliopsida; Brassicales; Brassicaceae. Gene Ontology annotation, biological process: actin filament depolymerization.
GAUAGUGCUUUUUAAUCAUGCAUACUCCGCAUAAAUAAAUAAAAAUAAAAAAAAUAAUCAUUCGGACUGAUAGGCUUCCGCAUAAAUCAGAGGAAAAGGAAGAGAAAAGACGCACAACUGAACUCCCAUCAUCUCUCCUCCAGCUUCUUCUUCUUCGUCUCUGAAACUAGUUUGAUUCAGCCAUGGCUAAUGCGGCGUCAGGUAUGGCAGUCCAUGAUGACUGCAAGCUCAAGUUUCUCGAACUCAAGGCUAAAAGGACUUUCCGUUUCAUCGUUUACAAGAUCGAGGAGCAGCAGAAACAAGUGGUUGUUGAGAAGCUCGGCGAGCCUGGUCAAUCCCAUGAUGACUUUGCAGCUAGUCUUCCUGCUGAUGAAUGCCGUUACGCAGUUUUCGAUUUUGAUUUCGUCACUGCUGAGAGUUGCCAAAAGAGUAAGAUCUUCUUCGUCGCAUGGUCUCCGGACACAGCAAGAGUUAGAAGCAAGAUGAUCUAUGCGAGCUCUAAGGAUAGGUUCAAGAGAGAGCUUGACGGAAUUCAAGUAGAGCUUCAAGCUACCGAUCCAACUGAGAUGGAUCUCGAUGUUUUCAAAAGCCGAGCCAACUGAGGAAUACAUCCUCCAUAAAAGAAUUGGUUGAAUCCAACUUUCUCCUACUAUUACUGAAUUGAUAUAUGCUUGUUCUUUAAGUUUGCUGUGAAGGCACCACCAAACCAAAACAACUUCAUUUCAUUGGUCUUUGUCUUCCUAUGUCUUCUAUAUUUUUUUUGGUCCUUGCAGUGUUUUGCUUAAAACUUAAGAGAUUUGGCUUGUACUCUUUUACCAUUUGUGUAAGAAAACCCAAACCCUUUACCAGAA